This is a messenger RNA of Onychostoma macrolepis, 3622 nucleotides long. Its product is annotated as tripartite motif-containing protein 16-like. Gene Ontology annotation, molecular function: zinc ion binding; protein-folding chaperone binding. Lineage: Eukaryota; Metazoa; Chordata; Actinopteri; Cypriniformes; Cyprinidae. The transcript is spliced from 6 exons. The record is from RefSeq and is a predicted model, not a curated record. The coding region runs from base 1687 to 3324 and encodes 545 amino acids.
UUGACUUGACUUGGAGCAGUAUACAACAGCUGUCCCGGGCUGCAUUAGGACGAAUGCAUCCUGUUCUAUCCCAACAAAAAGCCUUGGAUGACCAAAGAAGUGCAGUGCCUGCUGAGGGAGAGGAAUUCUGCAUUUAGGACUGGUGUUAGGGUGUUGUACUGUGCUGCCAGAGGCAACCUGAACCCUCUAUGCACAUGACUGAACCCCUGUUCACACCAGCAACAGCAUAAUUAAUUUGCUAAUGACACCACUGUGGCGGGGCUCAUCUCUGGGGGGUACGAGUCCACUUACCGGGAUGAGCUGGAGCAGCUAUCGGUUUCUGUGGAUCAGAAAACAACCUGAUCCUGAACACCACCAAGACAAAGGAGCUAAUCAUAGACUUUAGAAGGAACAAAACAAAAAUUCAGACUCUGUUUAUCAGUGGGGAGAGGACUUCCGGUUACUGGACAUCAACAUAGAGGAAAAUCUGACCUGGAGUGUCAACACCACUACUACCAAUCAAGACACGGCAGAGAUUGCACUUUCUGAAAAUACUCAGGAAUUACCAUCUCACAAAAAACUGUUGGUGUCUUUUCACUGUUGUUCUAUAGAGAGCAUUUUGACAUACUGCAUCUGUGUGUGGUUAUAGUAGGUCAUCACUACUGCCCAGAAGGUUUUCAGUUGUCCCCUCCCCUCUUUGGAAGAUCUACAGAAAAUUCUUAGCCACUGAAAAUGGUCCAAUCAAUGACACUGCUUUAAAUAUGCCAAUAAGAAUGUUAACACAGUGCAAAAUAUCAACAUAUGAGUGCUCAAAACUAACUGUUAACCCUGGGUAAAUUAUGAGCAGUGAAGCAAGAUAACCCAGAAUUCUGUUUACACAGGGUUUAGAACUAUUUUAACCCUUAAGAAAUCAAGGGUCUAUCAACUAUCAAUCAACUAGAAACAGGUGAACAUAAUCAGUAACCAAGGAAACUGGUAUAAACAUAUGAAAAUUAAUUAAUGAAACAUGAACACAGUGAAGCAGAAUACAAAAAGACUGUGGGGCAAAGUAGGAGAAAUUCUUACAAAAAAUAGAAACAACAGCGUGACUAAUAUUCUGAUUUCUCUGUGGUUCAGGCGUCUUCUUUUACAUCAUGAAGUUUAUUGGAUUUUAUAAUCCAUCUAGGGAAAACUAUUAGUCUGAUAACUGAAAAGUAUCAACCCUCAACAAGCCAUACAAUUUAAACAUGACUAAUAAAUUCACAUUAAGAACAUUUGCAUUUUCAAUUCACUUAGCCUUAAAACUCUCAUUAAUACUUGAUCAGCGCCCCUCCUUUGUUUCCACUUCAACCUCUGAUAAGGUAUACAGAAACACCUGUCUGAAACACAUUCAUGUUACACAAAGGGAAAACAUUCAUGGGUAAUGAAAGAACUGUAAAUUUGGACACAAUCUGGUUUUCUGCCCCGCAGUACAAGUAGUAAUUAGGAUGAAGCAGUUUCAAGCAUGUCUUGCUUCUGUGUAACUCUUAUUCUAUGAGGGUCUGUCUGAGACUGACAUCUAGUGGACUUUUAGUUAUGUGACUUUACAGACUUGCAGGCAAACCAGUUUUACACGUCACUGAAACACAGGACCAGGAAACAGGAAAUUAGUUUAAGGAAGGAAUCUUAAGUGUAGUUGAGCUGUUGUGUGUUUGUCUGUCUCACUCUGUAUAUAGCCAAUUCAGUAACAUGGCAGAAGCCAGAAUUUCAGUGGAUCAAAAUGAGUUUAUCUGUCCAGUGUGUUUGGAACUCCUGAAAGAUCCAGUUGCCAUUCCCUGUGGACACAGUUACUGUAAGAGCUGUAUUACAGACUGCUGGGAUCAGGAGGACCAGAUUAGAGUCUACAGCUGUCCUCAGUGCAGACAGACCUUCAGUCCAAGACCUGCUUUAGGUAAAAACACCAUCCUGGCUGAAGUGGUGGAGAGACUGAAGAAACUUCCUGCUGACUGUUAUGCUGGAGCUGGAGAUGUGCAGUGUGACGUCUGUUCUGGAAGAAAAUACAAAGCCGUCAAGUCCUGUCUGGUGUGUCUGAACUCUUAUUGUCAAACUCAUCUUGAACAACAUGAGAGUUUCUUUAAAGAAAAGAAACACAAUUUGACUGAAGCCACUGGACGACUGCAGGAGAUGAUCUGCUGUGAACAUGAUAAACAGCUGGACAUGUACUGUAUCACUGACCAACAAUGCAUUUGUGUACUGUGCACAAAAUAUGAGCAUAAAAACCACAACAUUGAAUCAGCUGCAGCGCAGAGGACAGAGCAACAGAAACAGUUAAAGGACAUGCAGAGAACCUUCCAUCAGAGAAUCCAGCAGAGAAAAAAAGAUCUUAAGCAGCUGAGAGAGGAUGUGGAGUCUCAUAAGCGCUCUACAAAGACAGCGGUGGAGGACAGUGAGAGGAUCUUCACUGAGCUGAUACUCUCCAUUGAGAAAAUCCGCUCUGAAGUCACACAGCAGAUCAGAGAUCAGGAAAAGGCUGCAGUGAGUCGAGCUGAAGGACUAUUGGAGCAACUGGAGCAGGAGAUUGCUGAUCUUAAGAGGAGAGACACUGAGCUGGAACAGCUUUCACAGACACAGAAUCACAUUCAUUUCCUGCAGAGUGUCAAGUCUCUCUCGGCACCUCUUGAAUCUACAGACGUACCUAUAAUUCCCUUCAGUUCUCUCUUUUCCUUUGAUGGCGUGAGAAAAUCCAUCUGUCAUCUGAGGGACAAACUGGAGGAUGUCCUCAAGGAGGAGCUCAAAAAGAUCUCUGAAAGAGUCACAUCCACCAACAUGAUUCCCUGGACCAGGAAUGACUUGCUUCAGUAUUCCUACCAGCUCACUUUGGAUACAAACACAGUAAAUGAAUUUCUCUGUCUGUUUGAGAAUAAUAAAGUAAUUACAGUUACUGAUAAAGAGCAGCCGUAUCCUGAUCAUCCAGACAGAUUUGAUGUGUGUCAGGUGUUGUGUAGAGAGAGUGUGUGUGGACGCUGUUACUGGGAGCUUGAGUGGAGUGGGAUGUGUGUGUCUCUAUCAGUCUCAUAUAAGAGCAUCAGCAGGAAGGGAGACGGUACUGAGUGUGUGUUUGGAGGUAAUGAUCAGUCUUGGAGUUUGUUCUGCUCUCCCUCCAGAUGCUCGGUCUGCCACAAUAACAUAAAGACUGAUCUCCCUGUAGUGUCCAGCCAAAGAAUAGGAGUGUAUGUGGAUCACAGUGCAGGAACUCUGUCCUUCUACAGCAUUUCUGACACAAUGAGCCUCAUCCACACAGUCCAGACCACAUUCACCCAGCCGCUCUAUCCGGGGUUGUGGGUUUAUUAUGGAUCAUCAGUGAAACUUUGUGAUAUAUCAGAAUAGAUUCCAUGAUGCUUUGAGCUGCAUGAUAAAACAGUAGAUGUUAUAGUCACUUAUUUUCUACAUUAACACUACAGCUGAGUUUUUGUUACAUGUCAGAUAGCCUAAAUGUGUGUAAUAAAUUCUCAUACAGAACUGUGUGUGAGUCUGAGUCAUGUUGCGUUUGCAUGUGUGUCUGUGCUUUUCACAAGUUCCCUGCGUGUUGACGGAAAUCACAUUCAUUUUUUAUUGUUUUAUUUUAUCACAUAAAUCUUUUUCAUUAUUAUUAUUAUUAUUAAAAAUAAUAUAAUUUCAUUUGAAA